Phacochoerus africanus (Common warthog) is the source of this 1940-nucleotide messenger RNA. It is a transcript of the gene IDO2, whose product is annotated as indoleamine 2,3-dioxygenase 2. NCBI's taxonomy places the organism in Eukaryota, Metazoa, Chordata, Mammalia, Artiodactyla, Suidae. Gene Ontology annotation, molecular function: L-tryptophan 2,3-dioxygenase activity; metal ion binding; heme binding. The transcript has 10 exons. Gene Ontology annotation, cellular component: cytoplasm. The coding region runs from base 102 to 1325 and encodes 407 amino acids. The record is from RefSeq and is a predicted model, not a curated record. Gene Ontology annotation, biological process: 'de novo' NAD+ biosynthetic process from L-tryptophan.
AAAAGGUACCAUUUGAAAACUCCUUUAACCUGGCCUUUUGAUAUAUUUGGAGCAGUUGCCUCCUUAGCAGCAGCCCCGGUGUGGAUACUUCAGACAAAAUUAUGGAGCCACAGAGUCAGAAUUUGAAGACGACACCUCCAUUGACUUUAGAAAGAUUUCACAUUUCUGAAGAAUAUGGCUUUCUUCUUCCAAAUCCUCUGAAAGAACUCCCCGAUCAUUACAGGCCCUGGAUGGAAAUUGCCAGCAAACUCCCUCACUUGAUUGACACUCACCAGCUUCGAGCUCAAGUGAACGAGAUGCCCCUCUUGAACUGCCAGUUCCUCACAGGUUACAAGGAGCAGCACCUGGCCCACCUGAUCCUGAGCUUUAUCACCAUGGGGUAUGUCUGGCAGGAAGGAGAGACGCAGCCCAAAGAGGUUCUGCCAAGAAACCUUGCCCUUCCAUUUGUGGAGGUUUCCAGGAACUUGGGGCUCCCCCCUAUCCUGGUUCAUGCAGACUUGGUGCUGGCCAACUGGGCUGCAAGGAAUCCGGAAAAACCCCUGGAAAUAAGGAACCUGGACCCCAUUGUCUCCUUUCCUGGGGGAGAAAGCAUCCGUGGUUUUAUACUGGUGACUGUUUUGGUGGAGAAAGCAGCGGUACCCGGGAUUAAGGCCCUUGUUCAGGCAGUGAAUGCCCUCUUGAAGCCCAGCCCGGACUGCCUGCUCCAAGCCCUGCAGCGACUGACACUCUCCAUCCAGGAUAUCACCAGAACCUUGGGACAAAUGCACGAUUAUGUCGAUCCAGACAUAUUUUAUGCAGUCAUCCGCAUCUUCCUUUCUGGGUGGAAGGAUAACCCAGCAAUGCCUGUGGGGUUGGUGUAUGAGGGCGUUUCUGAAGAGCCUCUGGGAUAUUCUGGUGGCAGCGCUGCACAGAGCACCGUGCUCCAUGCCUUUGAUGAAUUCUUAGGGAUUCGUCAUAGCAAGGAGAGUGCGGAUUUUCUGCACAGGAUGAGGGAUUACAUGCCUCCCUCCCACAAGGCCUUCAUAGAGGAAAUCCACUUGGCUCCUUCCCUGAGGGACCACGUCCUGUCCUCUGGAGAUGGCCAGCUUCUGACAGCCUAUAACCAGUGUGUGGAGGCCCUGGCAGCCCUGCGCAGCUAUCACAUCACCAUGGUGACUAAGUACCUCAUCACAGCUGCAUCCAGAGCAAAGGGCAGGAGGACCAGCCAUCUCCCAGGGCCGCCCCGGUCCUUAGAAGAGAGGGGCACUGGCGGUAUGGCAGUUCUGAGAUUCCUGAAGAGUGUUAGGGACAGGACCUUAGAGGCAACCCUCCAACAAAGCAGCUAAGAGGAGUUCCCAUUGUGGCUCAUCACUUUAAGGGCCUGACGUUGUCUCUAUGUGAGUGUGAGUUCAAUCCCUGGCCUCGCUCAGUGGGUUAGAGAUCUGGGGUUGCCACAAGCUGUGGUGUAGGUCACAGAUGUGGCUUGGAUCUAGUGUUGCUGUGGCUGUGGCAUAGAAGGGCAGUGAUAGCUCCAAUUUGACCCCUAGCCUGGGAAUUUCCAUAUGCCGCAGGUGCAGCCCUAAAAAAGACAAAAAAAGAAAAAGUUGCUAAGAGCCUCUCUCCCAUCCAGCAAGCAAAUGCAGUCUCUCCUUGCCCUCUUCUCUGCGGAUGGCAGGCCAAGGGUUCUGUCUGGAAUCAUCUGGAAGGGACCUCAGCCCUGUUGCUGUUCUUGCUACACGGAGCACCACUUUCUCCUCUGUUGGGAGCUCUUCGUCCUCAUGGAGAAGAAUGUUCAAGGCCAGAAUCUUGUUUUCCCUACCUAAGCCCUGGAUAAUAGCCAACAGCUUUGAAUAUGCUUAUUCAGAACCCCACAGAAGAGUGUGUGUACCCCCAUUCUGUGUGUAAAGCAAUUGAAAACCAAGUUCAACUUCACAGAUCAAAUAAAAUCACUUGUGGAUGGA